GCUCCUUCUUCUGAUCUAUCAUAGGAAGUCGAAUCAGCGCAGAAAUCAUGGCAACGUUGACUCUCAAUGGUCUAGAAGCUGCACUGAGCGCCCUGCAUCUAGAUGCUCUACCAGCCUUUGAGCAAACCAAGCCUCUUGACAAGCCUCUUGACAUAGCACGGUGCUACUUAGCCAGUAUACUCGAAAAUGUGGCAAACGUCGGAUCCGAUGUUGCAUACAACGCUAUCCAGUGGCCUAACAACGUGUACAAUGGCGACUUGGUCGUAAUCUUGCCUAAGCUCAGCCGAGGAGGCGACCCAGAAGAGUAUGCGUUGGAAAUCAUUCCAAAGUUUCCACGCUGCCCUCUCUUCAUUCUCCCUUUCGCAGAUGGGGUCCACUUACGUAUGCAAUUCGAUAUUCGUCCUCUAGCGCGUUUACUGCUCCCGUAUAUCCGCGAUCGAGGAGAGUCGUAUGGCUUUGAGUCACAGUCCGGAUCGGGGGACAUUGAAAAUGCCAUUUCCGGGAAGAGGAGAGUUGUGAUCGAGUUCUCUUCACCGAAUAUUGGUGAUAGGUUCCACGGGAAGCACCUUCGAAGCACUAUGCUUGGGUCGCACCUCGCACAGAUUCACCAUUCCAUGGGUUGGGAAGUCAGCGCAAUCAACUACCUCGGGGACUGGAGCAAGAAGACUGCCCUGGUUGGCGUGGGCUGGGAGGAUCUGGGGCUUGGAAGUGAAGAAAAGUUUACCGAAGAUCCCAUUGGGCACAUGCUCGAGAUAUAUAACGAAGUCGAGAGACAAUUUGCCCCUGAACAAAAGCAUGCUAAAGAAGUCAGGGACAAAAGCUUGAAAGGAGUUGACGAGUUCAAGGGUGAGGACACGGCCACUAUUGAGUCUCAGGGGCUAUUCGCCAAAAGAAACGACUUCUUCACACGCAUGGAAAGUGGUGAUCCGAAAGCUGUCGACCUCUGUGAAAAGUUCAGAGGAGUCAGCAUCGAACAGUACAAGGCGCUAUACAAUCGGCUCAACGUCGUCUUCGACGAGUACUCGGGAGAAUCACAGAUACACGUUGGCCCGAUGAAUGAAGUUGAAGACAUCCUGAGAGCCAAGAAUUUGCUGGAGGAGCAGGAGGGUAGCUGGAUGAUCAACAUGAAGAAGCAUGGGGAAAAGGGUGGUGCUGCCAUCAUUCGCGACCGCACCGGCAGCCACACUUACCUCUUGCGGGACAUCGCGUCCGCUAUCGAGAGGCAUAAAACGUUCCGCUUCGACAAGAUGCUAUAUGUCGUCGCUUCGGAUCACGAUCUGCACUUUCAGAGGCUGGUCAAGAUCUUGGAGAUGAUGGGCAUGGGCGAUCUCGCGGCCAAAAUACAGCAUGUGCACUUCAGUAAGAACUCUCACGUUCCAGAUGAUAUUGAUCGAGGCGAUGUUCUGGAGGGAAUAUUGCUUCAUAGCAAAACAGAAACCGAGAAAGUGCUCGCGGACGAACUCGACAAGUUGUCUCUCCUGGAGAAAGCAGGGCACAACAUGGAUUCUUUAUGUGCAGCCAGCCUCCAGAUUGACGGUCUCAGCGCGAAGAGGGCCACUGACCACACAUUCAAUCUUGGAAAGAACCCAUCCGGGCCUGAGUUUCUGUUCACCCUUGCCAGGAUCAAGGGCCUGGUUGAGGGGCGAAGUGUCCCGGAUGUGUCAGCUCUCUCGGAUGACGACCUGGCUUCGAUCGACGACGAGACAUUUGCAGACCUACUACGGCUUCUGGCGCAAUUUCCCGAUGUCGUUGCAGCAACCUAUAAAUCCUUUGAGCCUUCACUUGUCGUGUCCUUCCUGGCGUCUGUGUCCAGUCAGGUUUCGGAGGCUCUGGAUGACCUUGGAGAUGGAAACGACGUUCUCGGAUCACGCGCCGCUGUAGUUGAUGCGGCGCGCCAGGUUCUAGAGAAUGGUCUGAAGUUACUCGGGAUCGUCGCUUGAGAGAUUUGGGACGCUGAUAUCUGGUGGAGUGCUGAGGUUGAGGCAGUCAAUUUUGCUCACGGGUCGGCCGGGAACUGGUAUGGGGGUACAUAUGACUAGCGGUUCUAAUGGAACGCCCCUGACACGCGAACUUUCAAGGUUGUUCCAUGACCUAAUAUUGGAGACUUUGUAUCCUGUAGCGGAUAAAGAAAGUAACUUAGAUGCUUGCAAACUUUCGAA
Diaporthe batatas is the source of this 2159-nucleotide messenger RNA. RefSeq lists its product as uncharacterized. NCBI's taxonomy places the organism in Eukaryota, Fungi, Ascomycota, Sordariomycetes, Diaporthales, Diaporthaceae. Gene Ontology annotation, biological process: arginyl-tRNA aminoacylation; mitochondrial translation. Gene Ontology annotation, cellular component: mitochondrion; cytoplasm. The transcript has 2 exons. Gene Ontology annotation, molecular function: ATP binding; arginine-tRNA ligase activity. The record is from RefSeq and is a predicted model, not a curated record. Bases 48 to 1940 code for a protein of 630 amino acids.